Messenger RNA from Sorex araneus (European shrew), 7604 nucleotides. It is a transcript of the gene CNTRL, whose product is annotated as centriolin. Gene Ontology annotation, molecular function: protein binding. The record is from RefSeq and is a predicted model, not a curated record. NCBI's taxonomy places the organism in Eukaryota, Metazoa, Chordata, Mammalia, Eulipotyphla, Soricidae.
AACACAACAAAAUGGCCGCCGCGCCACUGCGCGCCUGAAGGGGAAUCCCGGGGCGGCUCCCGCCGGUCGCUGAUCAGCCCGCGGGCCCGCUCGGCUCGGCUCCCAGGCGGUUUGGGCACUCGACUUUACUUUGGCAAUGAAGAAAGGUUCUCAGAAGAAAUCAUUCCCCAGAGCAAAGAUGCCAUCGCCAUCUUCAUCUCCCAGUUCUUCAUCUCUUGUGUCCAGUAUGAGAUCUAGGUCACUCUCACCUUUAAGUGGGUCUGACAUUCUGCCCUUUCAUUCUGGAGGACAGUGGUCUGAGCAAGCCGAGAUGACAGAUGAAAACUAUAUGCCUUUGGAUGACCGUCAAGAAGUUGAUUCCCGUGGAGGAGUUCGAUAUAUUACAGAGGCCCUUGUAAAAAAGCUUACUAAACAGGAUGAUUUGGCCAUGGUAAAAUCCCUGAACCUUUCACUUUCUAAAGAUGGUGGCAAAAAAUUUAAGUACAUUGAAAAUUUGGAAAAAUGUAUUAAACUUGAAGUACUAAAUCUGAGCCAUAAUCUAAUUGGGAAGAUUGAGAAAGUGGACAAGCUGUUAAAAUUACGUGAACUCAACUUAUCAUAUAACAAAAUCUGCAAAAUUGAAGGCAUAGAAAGUAUGUGUAAUCUGCAAAAGUUAAAUCUUGCAGGAAAUGAAAUUGAACAUAUUCCAGGAUGGUUAGGGAAGAAGUUAAAAUCAUUGAGAGUCCUCAACCUGAAAGGCAACAGGAUAUCAUCUCUCCAAGAUGUAAGCAGGUUGAAACCGCUUAAAGAUUUGACUUCUCUGAUGCUAAGUGAAAACCCAGUUAUGAGCCUUCCUCAUUACUGCCAGUUUACUAUUUUCCACCUCCGUUCACUAGAAAGUCUAGAAGGUCAGCCAGUAACCACUCAAGACAGACAAGAAGCUUUUGAGAGAUUCAGUUUAGAAGAGGUAGAAAGAUUGGAAAGAGACCUGGAAAAAAAGAUGAUGGAAACUGAAGAGCUUAAGAGCAAACAAACAAGGUUUCUUGAGGAAAUAAAAAAUCAAGAUAAGCUGAAUAAAUCCUUAAAAGAGGAAGCCACGUUACAGAAACAGAACUGUGAGGAGCUAGAGAGUAACCUAAACACCAAAAAUGAAUUGCCCUUGUUUUGGUUUCUUGCAACUUUUCUGCCGGUUCUUUAUUCUUCUUUAAAGCUAAAACAGAAGACCAUCGAAUUAACUCGAGCUUGCCAGAAACAGUAUGAGCUGGAGCAGGAGUUAGCCUUUUAUAAAAUCGAUGCUAAAUUUGAGCCACUAAAUUAUUAUCCAUCUGAGUAUGUUGAAAUUGAUAAAGCGCCAGAUGAAAGCCCUUACAUUGGCAAAUCCAGAUACAAGAGAAAUAUGUUCACGACAGAGAGUUUCAUUGUUGAUAAUGCUCAACCAGUAGUGAUCAAGAAGAUAGAACCUGGUGAAGAAAAGCAGCUUAGAAAUGAACACAUGAACUUGGCAGAGCAUGCACCCCUGGACAUGCAACUGGAAGACAAAGAGAAGCAAAUAAGUGCAGCCCAAACUCGACUAUCAGAACUACAUGAUGAAAUAGAAAAGGCAGAACAACAAAUUUUAAGAGCUACUGAAGAACUUAAACAACUGGAAGAAGCUGUACGACUUAAAAAAAUUUCAGAAGAAGAGAAAGACCUUCUUUACAAGCAGUUGGGUGGUAGGAUACAACUUCUAAAUAAAUUACGUCAAGAAACUCUGGAUCUAGAAACACAGUUGGAAAAGCAAAGGCAAGAAAUUGCUGAAAAACAGAAGGAGAUCAAGAAUCUGCAGAUAACCAUAGAUAGCAUGGAUUCUCAAGACCCAAAGCAUUGCCAUGUGAAGGCCCAGAAAACGGGUAAAGAACAACAGCUUGACAUUAUGAACAAGCAGUACAAACAACUUGAAAGCCGUUUAGAUGAGAUACUUUCUAGAAUUGCUAGAGAAACUGAAGAGAUUAAGGACCUUGAACAACAGCUUACUGAAGGCCAGAUAGCGGCAAAUGAAGCCCUGAAGAAUGAUUUAGAAAGUGUCAUCAGUGGAUUGCAAGAAUAUCUGCGAAGUGUCAAAGGCCAGGCAACUCAGGCCCAGAACGAAUGCAGAAAGCUACAGGAUGAGAAGGAGACACUGCUGCAGAAACUGACUGAAGUUGAGCAGGAGAGAGACCAACUUGAAAUUGUUGCCAUAGAUGCAGAAAAUAUGAGGAAGGAGCUCGCAGAGCUAGAAAGUGCCCUGCAGGAGCAGCACGAGGUGAACGCAGCCCUGCAGCAGACCCAGGGAGAUCUCAGUGCCUAUGAGGAAGAGCUUGAGUCUCAACUGAAAAGGAGAGAUGCUGAAACCACCGAACUCAAGGAAGACUUGGAAAAACUGACAAGGCUCAGCCAGUUAGAAAAAUUGGCCCAUCAAGCCGAACUUGAGAAGGAAAAGCAAGCCCUCGAGAAAGCCCUCAGAAAAGUGCAGCUCUCAGAAGAAAAGGAGCAAGAAAAUGAUGAACUCCGCACCCAGCUUACACAGCUGCAGGAUGACAAUAAACUUUUAAAGCAGAAACUUAAAGAUUUCCAGAAUCACCUUAACCAUGUGGUUGAUGGUUUGAUUCGUCCAGAAGAAGUGGCAGCUCGUGUGGAUGAGCUAAGGAGAAAACUGCAAUCAGGGACUGGGGAAAUGAGAAUCCAUAGUCCUUCUGAUGUCUUAGGGAAAAGUCUUGCUGGUUUGCAAAAACAGCUCAGUGAAAUUCUUGCACAGUCCCAGUGGGAAAGAGAGGAAGCACAAAUUAGAGAACGGAAACUCCAAGAAGAAAUGGCUCUGCAGCAGGAGAAACUGGCACAUGGACAGGAGGAGUUCAGGCAGAUUAACUUGGAUAAGAGACAGCAUGAAGCAAGGAUCCAACAGUUAGAGAAUGAAAUUCACUAUUUGCAAGAAAAUCUAAAAAGUAUGGAGGAAAUCCAAGGCCUUACAGAUCUCCAACUUCAGGAAGCUGAGGAAGAGAAGGAGAGCAUUCUGUCCCAACUUCAAGAGUUAGAAAAAAAGAAGAAAUAUGAAGAUGCCAAAUCUCAGGAGCAGUUUCUUGGUUUAGAUAAAGAAUUGAAGAAAUUAAAGAAAGCUGUAGCUGCCUCUGAUAAGUUAGCUGCAGCUGAGCUCAACAUUGCCAAAGACCAACUUAAGUCCCUUCACGGAACUGUUAUGAAAAUUAAUCAGGAGCGAGCAGAGGAAUUACAAGAAACAGAGAGGUUCAGCAGGAAGGCAGCACAAGCGGCCAAGGAUCUGACCCGAGCAGAAGCAGAGAUCGAACUUCUGCAGAAUCUUCUCCGUGACAAAGAGGAGCAGUUUCGGAUUGGGGUGGAGAACGUAGAUGCUGAUAGCAAAGGAGCAGACCCACAAGUUCUAGAAAUUGAGAAACUGAAUGAGAUCAUGGAGAAACAAAGGACAGAGAUCACAAGGCUGCGGAAUUUACUAGACUUCACUGGAGCUGAUAGCAAGGGAAGCUUUGAAAAUGUUCUAGAAGAAAUUGCUGAGCUGCGACGUGAAGUUUCUUCUCAGAAUGACUACAUUAGCAGUAUGGCAGAUCCUUUCAAAAGACGGGGCUAUUGGUACUUUAUGCCACCACCAGCAUCGUCAAAGGUAUCCAGCUACAGUUCCCAUACUACCAAGGAUUCUGGUGUUGGCCUAAAGUACACAGCCUCUACUCCUGCUGGGAAAACACAUCCUGAACAGCAGGAUGGGAAAGAAGGCAGUGACCCUGUCCCUGCCUUAGGCUACUGGGUUUACUCUCCCAUCAGGACUGGGUUACAUAAAUCAUCUUCAAAUCGAGAUGGAGACAGUGGAGGAGACAGCCAGGAAGAGAGUGAACUGGAUAACCACGCGGAGCUCCCAUUUGUGCCUCCUCCCGGAUAUAUGACAUACACUGUGUUUCCUGAUGGUUCUCCCGUUCCCCAGGGCAUGGCUCUCUAUGCACCACCUCCUCCCUUGCCCAACAGUGGCCAGCCUCUCGCCCCUGGCACCAUUAUUUAUGGUCCACCUCCUGCUGGUGCCCCCACUAUUUAUGGACCACCACCCCCCAACUUCUCUGUGCCCCUCAUCCCUGUGGGUGUGCUACAUUGCAACGUCCCGGAACACCAUAACUUAGAGAAUGAAAUAUCUCGAUUAGAAGACAUAAUGCAACAUUUAAAAUCAAAGAAACAGAAAUGGUUAAGAACAUCCAAGAAUCAGUCUGAGAAAGAAAUAGAAGACUUGCAUCAUAAUAUUGAUUACCUUUUGCAAGAAAAGAAAGACUUAGAGCAUGAAGUAGAAGAAUUACAUAGAACCAUCCAGAAACAUCAACAGCGAAAAGAUUUUAUUGAUGGAAGUGCUGAGAUUCUAAUGGAUGAUCUAGAAAUUGAAAAAUCACUCAAACACCACCAUGAUAGUGUUGUAGAAGAAAUUGAGUGCAUUGAGAAGACUCUUCUGAAGCGUCGGGCAGAGCUCAGAGAAGCUGACCGACUCCUGGCGGAGGCUGAGAGUGAGCUCUCAGGCACAAAAGAGAAAACCAGAAUUGCUGUUGAAAAGUUCACUGAUGCCAAGAGAAAUUUAUUGCAAGCUGAGUCAGAUGCUGAGGAGUUAGAAAGGAGAGCUCAGGAAACAGCUAUAAACCUUGUCAAAGCAGAUCAGCAGCUCAGAUUACUUCAGGCUGAUAUAAAGAAUCUGGAACAGCACAAAAUUAAGCAAGAGGAAAUCUUGAAAGAAAUAAACAAGGUUGUUGCAGCAAAAGACUCAGACUUCCAGUGUCUAAACAAGAAGACAGAGCAACUGACGGAAGAGCUUCAGAAACUGCAAAAAGACAUCAGAGCCGCGGAACGCAGUGAGGAUCACCACCUGCUCAUCCUUCAAGAGUCCGAGACCCUCCUGCAAGCCAAAAGAGCAGAACUGGAAAAUCUGAAAAUCCAGGUGGCAGGACAGCAGCAAGAGAUGGUGGCGCUGGACAAGCAGCUGGGACAUAACAAGGAAGAGCUGCAUCUACUCCAGGGAAGCAUGGUCCAGGCCAAGGCUGACCUCCAGGAGGCUCUGAGACUGGGAGAGACUGAAGUGACUGAGAAGUGCAGUCAUAUUAGGGAAGUAAAGUCUCUUCUGGAAGAAUUGAGUUUUCAGAAAGGAGAACUGAAUGUCCAGAUUAAUGAAAAGAAAACUCAACUUGCACUUAUAAAGCAGGAAAUUGAAAAAGAAGAAGAAAAUCUCCAGGUCGUAUUAGGGCAAGCAUCGAAACAUAAAACUGAACUAAAGAAUAUUCUGGAUAUGUUGCAACUUGAAAAUAGUGAGCUGCAAAGUUUAAAGCUACAGCAUGACCAGAAGUUAACUGAAUUGGAGAAGAUCCAUGUUAAAAUGCUGGAGGAGAAACUAGACUUGGAAAAUUUGCAACAGACAGCCCUGGAACAGAAAGGGGAAAUUGAAUGGCAGAAGCAGCUCCUCGAGAGGGACAAACGGGAAAUAGAGAAAGUAUCUGCUGAGACCCAAGCAUUACAAUCAUGUAUUGAGUCUUUGAGCAAACAGAAGGGAGAUCUUAAAGAGAAAUGUGACAGCUGGGAAAAGAAGUUGGCACACACCAAACGGAUUUUAGCAGCAACAGAAGAGAACAACAAAAUGGAGCAGUCAAACUUAGAGAAGUUAAAGUCGGAUGCCAGAAAACUGCAGCAAGAACUAGACCAACUCAACAGAAACAAGAUCUCACUACACAGAGACAUGGCAGCAAUGCAGCAGGAGCUGCAAGAAAAACGAGAAGCCAUAAACUCACUGCAGGAGAAAUUAGUUGAUGUUCAGGACCAUUUGAACCUAGCAAAACAGGAUCUACUCCACACCACCAAGCAUAAAGAUCUCCUGCUCGGUGAGCAGAGCGGGCUCCAGAAAGGCCUCAGCGAGUGGAAGAAGAAGGUUGAAGACUGCCAGAAAGAAGGGGAGACAAAACAACAGCAGCUUCAAGUGCUUCAGAAGGAAAUUGAGAAAAAUAAGGCCAAGCUCGAUGAACAGGAAAUGAUGCUGCAGAGACUCCAGAGAGAGAGAGAAAGUGAAGAAAAAAACCUCCAAGACAGUAAAGCAACACUGAAGGAGCAGCAGCUCCAGCUGGAAAAGGAGUUAAAAGACCAGAAAGACAAAUUGGAUCAAGCAAUCACAAAAGCAGUGGCGGCUGAGAAGCGUGUCAAGGUUCUGCAGGGGGAGGAAAAGUGGGGUGAAACCCUGGAGAAGUCACUCUGCAAAACCAAACAAAAGCUUUCAGAACGGGAGCAGCAGCUGCGGGAAAAGUCAAGCGAACUGCAGGCUCUCCAAAAAGAGAUGGACUCCAUGAGGGCGGAUUUCAGCCUGCUGCGGAACCAGUUCUUGACAGAAAGGAAGAAAGCCGAGAAUCAGGUUGCUACCCUGAAGGAAGCUCUUAAGAUCCAACGGAACCAACUGGAGAAAAACCUUCUUGAACAGAAGCAAGAGAACAACUGCAUGCAGAAGGAAAUGGCAACUAUCGAGCAGGUGGCCCAGGACAACCACGAGCGAGCACGGCGCCUGAUGAAGGAGCUCAGCCAGAUGCAGUUUGACUACUCAGAGCUCCAGAAACAGAUGGCGAACCAAAAAGAUCUGGAGAGAAGACAGACGGAAAUCAGCGAGGCCAUGAGGUCACUGAAAUGUGAGGUGAAAGAUGAAAUUAGAACCAGCCUGAAGAAUCUCAACCAGUUUCUUCCAGAACUACCUGCAGAUCUGGAAGCUAUUUUCGAAAGAAAUGAACAACUAGAGGGAGGGCUGGAAAGCUUAAAAGAGAACUUUCCAUUCACUCUGAAUGAGAGACCUUUUGAAGAAAAACUGAACUUCUCUCAGACUCACAUAAUGGAUGAACACUGGCGUGGAGAGGCGCUCCGAGAGAAACUGCGUCACCGUGAAGAUCGACUCAAGGCCCAACUUCGCCAGUGUAUGUCCAAGCAGGCAGAGGUGUUAAUCAAAGGGAAGCGGCAGACAGAGGGCACUUUGCACAGCUUGAGGAGACAAGUGGAUGCUCUAGGGGAACUGGUCACCAGCACCUCUCUAAACUCCUCGCGCUCAACCAGUAUGUCUCAGCUGGACACUUGCAUUGCAGAGGACUCUCGCCUUGGGCCCACCCAGAACUCUUUCCAACAGGUUCUGCAAAGUCCAUUACAUCUACCAGACAGUUACCGACACUGAUGGCCAUUCCCUGCUUCCUGCUCACUUGGAAGAGUGACAGCCAGAUGAGAAACUACAUAAGCACUUCCACUACCUCACUGACUUUGUAAUUGGAAUGCCACUUGGUUUUUAUCAAGAGCCAUUGAACUGAGAUGCUAAAACUCCACUCCAAGUUUCUUUCACUUCUACCAUUAAUGCAACCAUUUUUGGAAACCACUUGUACAUAUGGGAAUAGUUGUAUACAGUUUAAUGUCCUAGAUGACUGAGGUUUUAAAUCUUAAUUUUACUGUAAAUCUGAAUCUAUAAACAGGUAAAACCUGUGAUUACAAGAAAGGAAAAAUGUACUCUUUAUUAUAUGGUGUCAAAAUAUUUUGGAUUUUGCUUAAAAUCUAUUUUCCUAUGAAAAUGAGAAUAAAAGAAAAUAAAACUUGGGGCUGUUGUCAGA